AAAGUCACUGCUCCAAGUUAGGGGGAAUGGUUUUUUUUCAGGACUGUUUGCCUCUGACUGUAGGCUAUAGCAAAGCACAAAUUAGGCUUAAAAAUAUCUCUUUGGAAGAAUGUCUGGGCGAGGAAAGAAACUUACAGUGGCUAGCAAGCCUGAAGCUGCACCAAAGAAAGCGAAAUCAGCCAUGGCUGGUCUGCAGUUCCCUGUGGGUCGAGUCUUCAGGCUCCUGAAGAGAGGCCACUACUCUGACAGGAUCAGCCCCGGUUCUGCAGUCUACAUGGCUGCAGUGCUGGAAUACCUGACUGCAGAGAUCCUGGAGCUGGCAGGAAAUGCUGCACGGGAAAACAAGAAGGCCAGGAUCCUGCCCCGACACAUCCAGCUGGCUGUGAGAAAUGAUGAUGAGCUGAGCAAGCUCUUCUCCUGUGUGACCAUCGCUCAAGGAGGGGUUAUGCCAAAUAUCCUCCCUCAGCUCCUUCCCAAGAAAACUUCCAAAAAUACUGGUGUGACUCAGGAACAAACUGGUAGCCAGUGAAACUUGCCUUUUCUGAUCUGAUCUGUGCACUUUUGAAUAAUGGGACUCAGCACUAAUUUGUUUAAUUUUUUGUAAUUUUUUCCACUGUUUUUAAUGCAUUUUUAAAGAUUGUAAUAAAAAUUUCCAGAAAGCAA
Messenger RNA from Tympanuchus pallidicinctus (lesser prairie-chicken), 663 nucleotides. Its product is annotated as histone H2A, sperm-like. Gene Ontology annotation, cellular component: nucleosome. Bases 110 to 529 code for a protein of 139 amino acids. Gene Ontology annotation, molecular function: structural constituent of chromatin; DNA binding; protein heterodimerization activity. The record is from RefSeq and is a predicted model, not a curated record. Lineage: Eukaryota; Metazoa; Chordata; Aves; Galliformes; Phasianidae. The transcript has 2 exons.